Messenger RNA from Fusarium graminearum PH-1, 564 nucleotides. RefSeq lists its product as uncharacterized. The transcript has 2 exons. NCBI's taxonomy places the organism in Eukaryota, Fungi, Ascomycota, Sordariomycetes, Hypocreales, Nectriaceae. Gene Ontology annotation, molecular function: ATP binding; ATP hydrolysis activity. Bases 1 to 564 code for a protein of 187 amino acids. The record is from RefSeq and is a predicted model, not a curated record.
AUGGGAGAAUUGGGCCCCGACGUCAAAGCUAUAGAGGAGCAACUACAGCUCACAUUCACUCGUAUACAAAAGUGGUCAGCAAUCCUGCUCUUUGAUGAAGCGGACGCUUUCAUGGUGGAAAGAAGUGAGAACGAUCUUGAACGCAAUGCGUUGGUAUCUGAGUAUCAAUCUGGUAUAUUGUUUCUGACUACCAACAGGCUUGGCGACUUUGACAGUGCCUUUUUCUCCCGAAUCGAUAUCUCUCUUGCAUUCAAAAAACCAGACUUGACCCAACGAACCCUAAUCUGGAAACAACUUGCCGCUAAGCUGGCAGACGGGAUAUGCGACGAGGAAUUUGAGAGGCUUGGGAAAUGGGAAAUCGAUGGGAGACGAAUCAAAAACGUCCUGAAGGUGGCGUCGCUGUUAACUGAGGGAAGAAAGCAGGGCACAGGGGCUCUGUUGACCUAUUAUAUGGUUGUCCAGGCUUUGGAUAUCGCAGCUCAAACUCCGGGAGACAAAGGGGCAACUGACCCGCGCGGCAGUUCUAGUGUGCAACACCCAAAAACAGGUCUGGAGGGGAUAUAA